Messenger RNA from Strongylocentrotus purpuratus (purple sea urchin), 1816 nucleotides. Its product is annotated as mRNA export factor. Gene Ontology annotation, cellular component: nuclear pore. Lineage: Eukaryota; Metazoa; Echinodermata; Echinoidea; Camarodonta; Strongylocentrotidae. Gene Ontology annotation, biological process: transcription-dependent tethering of RNA polymerase II gene DNA at nuclear periphery; RNA export from nucleus. The record is from RefSeq and is a predicted model, not a curated record. Gene Ontology annotation, molecular function: RNA binding; ubiquitin binding. The transcript is spliced from 11 exons. Bases 152 to 1258 code for a protein of 368 amino acids.
AUGAGAGACCAUUUUCAUUUUUAACACGACUUUCCUGUAAAUUUGGGCAGUUCUUUAUUUGAAGGAAACGUAAGUUUUUGAACCACAUGCUGUAGAUUUGAAUGAGGUUGAUCGAGUCCUUACUAGAAGUCAACUCCAGCAGUCUUCCACCAUGUUUGGGACGUCCACAGCCUUCGGCGCCAGCUCGUCCGGUGUGUUCGGCCAGACCAACACGUCAGGAACGCACAACCCGAUGAAAGACAUCGAAGUCACCUCUCCACCGGAUGAUAGCAUCAGCUCCUUACGAUUCAGCCCAGCUUCGAUCCCAAACACAUUCCUCAUCGCUGGGUCAUGGGAUAACAAUGUUCGGUGCUGGGAGAUCCAGAGCAGUGGUCAGACUAUCCCUAAGGCUCAACAGACUCACACUGGUCCUGUCAUGGAUGUAGAUUGGCACGAUGAUGGCACGAAAGUAUUCACAGCUUCUUGUGACAACACAGCCAAGAUGUGGGAUCUCAACAGUAAUCAGGCCAUUCAAAUUGCACAGCAUGACGGACCCAUCAAGUCCAUACGCUGGGUCAAAGCACCAAACUACUCCUGUGUCAUGACAGGCAGCUGGGAUAAAACCAUCAAGUUCUGGGAUACCCGACAACCGAACCCCAUCCUAAGCAUCCAGCUUCCAGAGAGGUGCUAUUGUGCUGAUGUGAUGUACCCGAUGGCCGUAGUGGGCACGGCUGACAAGAACGUCAUCAUCUACCAACUAGAGAACCAGCCUUCAGAAUUCAGACGGAUGGAUUCACCACUCAAAUAUCAGCUGAGAUGCCUUGCCAUCUUCAAAGACACAAAGAAGAACGCACCGACAGGGUUUGCCCUGGGUAGCAUUGAGGGAAGAUGUGCAAUCCAGUUUGUGCAGGCAGCCAACCCUAAAGACAACUUUACCUUCAAAUGCCACAGGACCAAUGGAGCCUCAUACAACAGCCAAGACAUCUAUGCAGUUAACUCAAUAGCAUUCCACCCAGAGUACGGCACACUCGCUACAUGUGGCUCAGACGGGAAGUUCAGUUUCUGGGACAAGGAUGCUAGGACAAAACUGAAGACGUCGGAACAGAUGGAACAGCCAAUCACAUGUGCCGCUUUUGAUGCCAAGGGUCAGAUAUUUGCAUACGCCGUCAGCUAUGAUUGGUCAAGGGGACACGAGUUCUACAACCCACAGAAGAAGAACUACAUCUUCCUGCGAGGAAACGCCACAGAGGAACUACGCCCAAGAAAUAGAAGGAGGUAGAGCGAAUACAUGAUAGCGGUCAUUAAUUAUAAGGGGCAGCAUGCUUAGAAUGAGAAUGUGAUAGACUUGUUAUUAUUUGUCUAUGGAGCAAAAUGCUCAUGGACGUUAAAAAAAAAGAUGCAGUAGAAAAUACAUUGAAUGAAGUCUGGGAAGCAUUUUUUAUUUUUGUUGGUCUUUUAUAUUUGAGUUAGGCUGAGUUCUCAUAAAUUUUGUAAGCUUAUACAAAGACAAUCAAGUACAAUCAAGCUUUUGUUGGGACAUGAUUGUUGCAUAUGCUGAAAACCAAAAGGACUUGAACUCUAUGGCAGAAUUCACAAAGGAGGUCUGUCGACAAACCUACAUUUAUGUCCGUCAUAUGACACUUUUCAGACCAAGGUUUGUUUGAAAUGCGUUGAAGCGCGUCAUGGGAUGCACGUAAACCUAGGUUUGUCGACAAACCUCCUUUGUGAAUUCGGGCCUUAGUGCACAAGAUACUGGUAGCUCACUAUGGUCUUGAGCAGAUGAUUCAUUUCAAAGUCCAAGGAUAAUGAAACACGAGAGAUGUAGACAAAAUGAAAA